Messenger RNA from Trichosporon asahii var. asahii CBS 2479, 231 nucleotides. RefSeq lists its product as uncharacterized. Gene Ontology annotation, biological process: beta-D-galactose catabolic process via UDP-galactose, Leloir pathway. The transcript has 4 exons. Bases 1 to 231 code for a protein of 76 amino acids. Gene Ontology annotation, molecular function: zinc ion binding; UDP-glucose:hexose-1-phosphate uridylyltransferase activity. NCBI's taxonomy places the organism in Eukaryota, Fungi, Basidiomycota, Tremellomycetes, Trichosporonales, Trichosporonaceae. Gene Ontology annotation, cellular component: cytoplasm. The record is from RefSeq and is a predicted model, not a curated record.
AUGCAGUUCGAUGCUUCAGAACAUCCCCACCGACGAUACAACCCUCUGACGGGGAAACAUGUCCUCGUGUCGCCGCACCGGACGAAGCGACCGUGGAACACCGAGGAGCCCGUCAAGGUGCAGCUGCCAGAGUAUGAUCCCAAGUGCUACCUCUGUCCGGGGAACAAGCGCAUGGGUGCUGGCGAGUGCAACCCGCAAUACCACGACACCUACAGCAGAGCUGACAUUUAG